Molecule: messenger RNA, 1514 nt
Organism: Copidosoma floridanum
Lineage: Eukaryota; Metazoa; Arthropoda; Insecta; Hymenoptera; Encyrtidae
Gene: fd102C
Product: forkhead domain 102C
Biological process (GO): cell differentiation; regulation of transcription by RNA polymerase II; anatomical structure morphogenesis
Molecular function (GO): DNA-binding transcription factor activity, RNA polymerase II-specific; RNA polymerase II cis-regulatory region sequence-specific DNA binding
Source: RefSeq, a predicted model, not a curated record
UUUUACAAUAUGUGCAGCAAUGAAAGUCCACCACCAUCCAAAGAAUCCCAUACAGAUAGUAUGUCUGUUGAAAAUUCAAUCGUUGGUCUUUUACCAAGUCUUGAACACUAUCGAUUACAACUUUAUCACUAUGCUAUGGCAGAGCGCAUACGAUUAGCCCAACAUGUUCAUCCUCAUAAUGUACAUCCUGCUGUUAGCCAAACAUUGGGUAGUGGCCAAUCAAAUGAAUUACAUCUAGGAUCCAAUUUUACAGUGCCAUCAUCUAUUUAUCCACUAGGGACGUACUACCCUCGUAAUAUGGCCCUUUCAAUGGCUCUUUUACACCCUAAUCAGCAGCAAAUUCCUGAAGAACCAAAACCUCAACAUAGUUACAUUGGACUUAUUGCAAUGGCUAUUCUUUCAUCACCAGAAAAAAAACUUGUACUUUCUGACAUAUACCAGCAUAUCCUAGAAAACUACCCUUAUUUUAGACGUCGUGGACCUGGUUGGAGAAAUUCAAUACGGCAUAAUCUUUCUUUAAAUGACUGUUUUGUUAAGUCAGGAAGAAGUGCCAAUGGUAAAGGACACUAUUGGGCGAUUCAUCAGGCAAAUCUUGAUGAUUUUCGUCGAGGUGAUUUUCGGCGGCGAAAAGCUCAACGUAAGGUUCGUCGACAUAUGGGCUUAGCUGUGGAUGAAGAGCCUGAUAGCCCAAGCCCGCCCCCAUUACCUACAAGUCCAACGCCCACAAAUAUAUUCAGACCAACGCUUGUCAGUAAUUCUGUACCAACUAUCUGGAGCUCACAACAAUAUCAACAACACGCCCACCAACAUCAAAUGGUUAUUUCCCAGACACAGCGUCACGCCUUACUCCAACCCUCAAAAAAGCGCCAAUUCGAUGUAGCCUCACUUCUAGCUCCUGAUGAUGAAAUAGCACUGAGUAAUACUAAAUCUCGUAAAUUUAGUUGUAGUGAAGAUGAACAGGAACCUGACCAAGAUGAAGUAGAAGUAGAUGUGGUGGCUGAGUCCGAAAAACCUGUAUUGAGUCUUGGGACUUUUCCUAUCAGUGAUCAUCAUGGGUGGAAGAAUUCAAUUUAUUCAAUUUCAGAAAAUCAUUAUUUUUCUCAAAUUGAUCACUCGCAUGUACGAAAUUAUCAUGUUUCUACAAAUACAAGCACUAGCUCAAGCCUUUGAAUAUUAAGUAUAAGAAACAUCUGCUAUAUUUUUUUUACUUAUUCAAUCACGAAAGAGAGACUUCACCUGAAUAAUAUAGGUCCCCUUAUGUUGAAAAUACAUUGCGUUUAGAAAUAUAAAGCAUACAUUCUAAUAUAACUUAUCAAAAUUAAUAUCGUGAAUGCUAGGAAAUUUUACAAAGUAUAUGGCUGUGGAAUUUCUAAUGUUGGUAUUUUAAUAUUUACUUAUUCUUUAAUGUAAAUUCAAAACUUUUAAACACAAUCGAUGAAAGGACAUACAUAUUGAUGAUCGAGUAAUGUAAAUACAUGAUAUUUAGAAUUUAACGUGUUACGUGAGACUGAUAA